Messenger RNA from Coccinella septempunctata (seven-spotted ladybird), 2313 nucleotides. Its product is annotated as zinc finger protein 64-like. Gene Ontology annotation, molecular function: DNA-binding transcription factor activity, RNA polymerase II-specific; RNA polymerase II transcription regulatory region sequence-specific DNA binding. The transcript has 4 exons. The record is from RefSeq and is a predicted model, not a curated record. The coding region runs from base 244 to 1953 and encodes 569 amino acids. Gene Ontology annotation, cellular component: nucleus. Gene Ontology annotation, biological process: regulation of transcription by RNA polymerase II. NCBI's taxonomy places the organism in Eukaryota, Metazoa, Arthropoda, Insecta, Coleoptera, Coccinellidae.
UAUAACUCUCUGCAAUGAGCACAGAUUUCAGAGGGUAUGUAUCAUAGACAAAGAUAUUACACAAUCUUUGAUCAUAGAUAUAUCUCUGGUCUGUAUCUGUAAUCUGUGUCUAUGGUUUUCUGUGUUGUUGAUUUCAUAGCACUCUGUAAUCUGUGUGUGUGACAAACUUGAUGUUGAUGUUCUGUGGAUUAGUGUGAACCCAGAGACAACUGUGAUUACCUGAUAUAAAAAUUAACGUGUAAAAUGGGAAAAGUGAGCAAAUGUUGUGUAUAUGGAUGUAAUGAUGUCCUCAACAAGAGACAUCGGUUUCCUAAGAAAAAUCCUACUCUUUUCAAAACGUGGGUCGAUAUUAUCAAGCCAACGAAUUGGCAAAAAUUAUCUGAUCUGCAGAUCUACAACAGAUAUGUUGUAUGUCAUACACAUUUCGAGGAUAUUUAUAAAUUAGAAGGAAGUUCGAGAGGUCUCACAGAUGAUGCAGUGCCUACAAUUGGUGUUCAAGUUGCCCCUGAUGUGUGUGAUGAAUCAAUGAACCAACCGUCAACUUCCAAAGUGCAGAGUGUUAUGGAGUCACCAAAUGAAGAAAAUCUAGAUCCAGACCUAACAAAUAUGGAUAUCGGUGAACGUCGGAUAAGCAUUGAAGAGAUACAAAUUGAUGAUGUAGAGUUAGAAGAAAAAUUGGGAGUUAUCGACAUUAUCGAACAAUUCAUAGAUGAAAAAGGAGUUUAUGAAAGAAAAGAAUAUUUAGCCAAGAACGAAGUAAGUAACUUCGAUGCAAAUUCAUUAUCAUCUGCCUCUUUUACCGAAGAAAUACCUCCAGAUUCAGAUCCACCAAAGAAUAACUCUGAAUCAGCCCAUCUGGAGCAGUAUAAAUGUCAGAUGGGCAACUUUGCAGAAUUGGCUCAUUCGAAAGUUGUAGAACACAAGUGUCAUCUAUGCGAUUAUUUCACAAGUAGAAAAGUAGACCUAAAAGUCCAUGUUAAUCGUGUUCAUUCAAAUAUCAGGACUUAUAAGUGUCACUUGUGUGACUAUGCCGCAAAGAGAAAAGAAAGGCUUAACAUGCAUGUAAAAACCGUUCAUUUAAAAAUCAAGGAUUACAAGUGUCAUCUGUGUGAGUAUAGUGCGAGUCUGAAAGAAAGUCUUCAGAAGCAUGUCGACUCUGUUCAUAUAAAUAUCAAAAAACACAAAUGUCACUUGUGUGGUUAUGCUGCUUAUGUGAAAGGUAACCUCACGAAGCAUAUAGAUUCGGUUCAUUUAAAUGUCAAAAAAUACAAAUGUCACUUGUGUGACUAUGCCGCGACGAGAAAAGGACAUCUCAACAUGCAUGUAAAAGCCGUUCAUUUAGAAAUCAAGGAUUACAAGUGUCAUCUGUGUGAGUAUAAUGCGAGUGUGAAACAAAGUCUUCAGAGGCAUGUUGACUCUGUUCAUAUAAAUAUCAAGAAACACAAAUGUCACUUGUGUGAAUAUGCCACUGCUAUAAAAGAAAGCCUUAGCAGACAUAUAAGUUCUGUUCAUUUAAAAGUCAAAAAAUACAAAUGUCAAUUAUGUGAAUAUGCUGCAAGUCGGAAAAUCUACCUUAGCAGACAUAUAAAGGGGGUCCAUUUGAAAAUUAAGGAACAUAAAUGUCAUUUAUGUGAAUAUGCCACUGCUAUAAAAAAAAACCUUGAAAGACAUAUAGAGUCGAUUCAUUUGAAUAUUAAAGAACACGAAUGUCACCUAUGUGAAUAUGCUGCUAGUGCAAAAAAUAACUUGGCAGUACAUAUAAGUUCUGUUCAUUUAAAAGACAAGAAAUACAAGUGUCACCUAUGUGAAUAUGCUGCUAGUAGGAAAAGUCACCUUGAAAGACAUAUAGAAUCGAUUCAUUUGAAUAUUAAAAAACACGAAUGUCACCUAUGUGAAUAUGCUUCCAGUUCAAAACAUCACCUUGACCAACAUAUAGAGAAGAUUCAUUUAUAAGUGAAGAAUCACAAAUGUCACCUAUGCGAAUAUGCUGCUAGUAUACAACAUACUCUUGCGAACACGUGAAAUCUGUUCAUUCGAAAAUUGAGGAACUCAAGUGUCAUCUAUGUGAUUAGACUACAAAUAAAAAAGACAGCCUGAAACGGCAUAUUAUGACUAUUCUCUCGAUAAUUGAGAAUAACAAGAUUUUGUGAUGAAAUACUUAUUUUGAUCAAAAUAUGUAAAGUAAUGUACACUGUCUAAACAAUCUCAGCCAUUAUUGUUGACAUUGGUUGUGACUAAUUUUUGUGUGAAAUGGAAAUUUUGAGAUUUAGUUUUGAAGUGAACAUUUUAUAAAUAAAUGAUGAUAAACAUUUA